Messenger RNA from Myripristis murdjan (pinecone soldierfish), 1730 nucleotides. It is a transcript of the gene elp5, whose product is annotated as elongator acetyltransferase complex subunit 5. Gene Ontology annotation, molecular function: tRNA binding. The record is from RefSeq and is a predicted model, not a curated record. Bases 339 to 1229 code for a protein of 296 amino acids. Gene Ontology annotation, biological process: tRNA wobble uridine modification. Gene Ontology annotation, cellular component: elongator holoenzyme complex; cytosol; nucleus. Lineage: Eukaryota; Metazoa; Chordata; Actinopteri; Holocentriformes; Holocentridae. The transcript has 8 exons.
AACCACUCUUCAAUACGUUACGCAAGUAGAACUACAUAUCCCAUAUGUGGUGAAGACGAAAGCGGGGUUCGUGGGAUAUGAAGUUUUUACGCCGGCCACACUCACGCUAGCUAAUCAUCUCGGACUUGGAUAGCAGAGAAAAUCAAGGUUGUGGUGAAAUUUAACUUUUAACGUCUCGUAUUUUCGCCCACCUCACUUUCCAAGCUUUACUGUUCUUUAUCAUACAAACACCGAGUUGUUGGAUGUUUAUCGUGGCGGUUGUAGCUGUAAAUGGUAGUGGAUUCAAAACAUGCUAGCUAGCUAAGGCUACCCGGACCUGCUUACAGUGUGUUGCUACCAUGUUACCUGAGAUAUUGCAAGGGACUGUCGGUGGAGGGUUUGUGUUAAUACAAGACUCCUCAAAUUAUUCUGGUCGCCAACUUUUGAAGAGCUUCAUUCACGCUGCAUUGACUAGAGAGGAAGUUGUUCAUGUCCUGGGCUUUGAAGUCAGUGAGGAGGAGCUCAAAGAUGGACUGAAUGAAUCGUCCAUGCAAAGGCUACACUUUCAUAAUGCUUACAUAGACCCCCUUGGCUGGACUGAGAGCCCCCAUUUCACAGUUCACCAGUUCAGCAUGGAGCAGCUUACCAGUCUCUUCAAGCAAACACAGCAAACUAAACCAUUUACCCUCGUGAUUGACUCCCUCUCGUGGAUCCUGAGACACAUCAGUACCCCUGUCGUCUGUGAGAGUCUUCAGCAACUUAAAAAAGGGGGAGCUGUGAGAGCUGUUAUCGGUCUGCUGCACUCAGAUAUGCAUCAGCGGGGUUUGGUGGGAAGCGUGUGCCACUUGGCCACUUCAGUCAUCACUGUGAGACCGGGGCUGCGGGGAGACGGAGCAGUGGCAAAGACAACAAAGCGCUCAAAAACGGGGAAGGUUACACAAGAUGAGGAGAUUUUCAGUAUCAAAGAAGAUCUUACAGUCACAGUCCAGGGCAAGCCUAGUCAACCUGGAACCACACAGACUGAGCUUGAAGAACCUGAGGCGGACCCAACAGCCAACUUGACCUUCAACCUCCGUUUAUCCGACAAAGAGCGUGAAGCCAAAGAAAAACUAGCACUUCCCUUUGUCUUUAGUAAAGAGAAGAAAACGGCUCUCCUUCACACAGGCCCAGGUUCAGGCCGGAUUUUGUAUGAGCCUGAUGCCAAUGACGAUUAUGACCAGGAGGAUCCUGAUGACGACCUCGAUGUCUAGACCCAGCGGUGCAGAAUCAUGGACUUAAUGCUGUUUUAUUGGACUUUUAGACUCUGAACAAAUGCACUACUACGCACUCUGGAAAAGUUUAUGAAAGUAUGGAGUUUGAUUUUGAUGAUUUCCAGGUUUGGAAAAAGUAUGGAAAUUUGAGAGAAAAGUGUGGGGAAACAAAUGUAAUUUUCAGACUAUUGUUUCAGUGUACACUUUUUUUAAAAAAAAAUACCUAGUUCAUAAAAUUUCAACAAAUAAAUCAUAAUGCAUUUUCAUUUACAAGAAGCUAUGUUUGACAUGGAGAGUGCGUGGGAGAGAACAAUUCAAAUGCCUCCUCUCCACUGUUUCGGGCUCCUGCGCUGCAGCUGGACAGCCUAAACAACCAGAGCAGCGGCUGCUGCAGCCCACCCCCUGUAAAUUUAUUAACAUUGUGAAAAUGUAUGUGUGUGUGUGUGUGUGUGUGUGUGUGUGUAUCAUUAACAGCAAUGAAUUAUCAGAAGGUUUUUUGUA